Molecule: messenger RNA, 688 nt
Organism: Homalodisca vitripennis (glassy-winged sharpshooter)
Lineage: Eukaryota; Metazoa; Arthropoda; Insecta; Hemiptera; Cicadellidae
Product: homeobox protein MSX-2-like
Exons: 2
Coding region: 31-453 (140 amino acids)
Biological process (GO): regulation of DNA-templated transcription
Molecular function (GO): DNA binding; DNA-binding transcription factor activity, RNA polymerase II-specific
Source: RefSeq, a predicted model, not a curated record
AAUAUGAAUUUAUAAUAAGAAUUUACAGAUAUGGUUCAACGAUAUAUUAUUCAAGUACACUGUCAUUUUUGUCGUGAUUUUAUGAGGCCCAGGAUAAUAUUUCAUUUUGUUCCAAUCUGGAAUGUUGCAGGGUCCAAGAAGAAGGAAGGAUCGGUGCGCCGUAAGCUCGGCAGGAACCCUCGCAUCCCCUUCUCCGCUGCUCAGGUGGAGGUACUAGAGGACAAGUACAGAGCCAGCCCCUACCUGUCGGCAUCUGACGUCAGCCACUUGUCUACGCUACUGAGGUUAUCAGACACUAGGAUAAAAAUAUGGUUCCAAAACCGAAGGGCGCGAGAAAGGCGCGAUAAUGGCAAGGGAGAGGUUUUGAAGCAGACACCACCCCCUCGGCAGCAGUCUUCAGGCCCUGUUAAAUCCGCCUUCACUCCCACUAGCGCUGCCAACUCCCGACAGUAGCACACGUGGGCGUGGCCUGGACUGAGUGAAAUCUGGACACUUUGAAUAGAGUGAUAUUAGUCGUCAAUCAGCAAGUGGCGGAUAUCAAAGAUCAAAAGCAAUAUAAUUAUUGUACAAGAAUAUAAUUAGAGUAACAUAAGUGAACGUAACAUGCGUGAAGUAAAUAAUAAACACGCAGUAAUGAAUGGAAAACUGUAUAAAACAUCAUCAAAUAUUAAUGCAUUUUUAACGUUUA